AUGACCAUUAUUGAUUAUUUUUCCACACCACCACUACCUAAUCUUCUUUCUUGCUUUCAGUGUGGGUUACCUGACGACCCAGUGGAUACGCCGGAGAAGGUGGCAGCAUUUGUCAAGCACUUCGAGAUGGAGCCUCCUAUUUUGGGUGUUGGUACACUCGUGUCGCAUGAUCCGGUAAACUCCUUCGGGUUUGAUAUGACUCUCAUGAUGGAGAGUGUAGACUAA
Messenger RNA from Rodentolepis nana, 225 nucleotides. NCBI's taxonomy places the organism in Eukaryota, Metazoa, Platyhelminthes, Cestoda, Cyclophyllidea, Hymenolepididae. The record is from the annotation of a GenBank genome assembly.